UCCGGUAUUUCCACCAAAACUGACAAAACAACACCGUUAACUCCAGAAGAGAAAUCGGAAAUCAUAUGCCAGGAUGACAGGGUUAUCAUGGUUAUAGCUCAAACUACAAUAGUUUAGUCACUUGUCAAGCAGAGCACCGUCCUAUAUACCUACCGCAUACGCUGACUUAUCUUCUAUCUGGUAUUUAACAAACGCCAAUAUACACCAUUAUUGAAAGAAGGCCUUCACCAACUUAAUACGAUUUUGGCACAUUGAAUGAUUAGCGCAUCGGGAGUGGCGGAGUAUAUUUGCAUUGUGACUUUGACAAUUGUUAUGAACAAAGAGUGAACUUUUAGCCGUUUUGCGUCCAUAUACUGAAUUUCUACAAGAUAAUUGAUUCUAUUGUCGACACCGAACUUGCAGCGAACAUGACAACAUCGGCCGAUUCGUUGAUGUGGUCAGGCAGACUCACGACCACGGCUUCGACGUCGUCUUCGGACUCGGAUACGGGAUCGUUCGCCAAUCAGUCGCUGCUGUCGGGGGAAGAUUACCUGACCCAGGGAGACGUUUCGGAUCCCUGCCUCAAUCAAGGGACUCAGCUUCGGGAUGAGAUACGAUGCAGUAUCAUACAGAAAAGGAUACAGAAGGGCCUAGGGGGUAUUCGGCUGGAUUGGAAGGCAAAUGGACAAGAAUCGCUUUCGAAAGAGGAAGAGGCCAAGCGGAGACAACGUCGAGAAAGAAAUCGAGUUGCUGCUUCGAGGUGCAGAGAGAGGAGAAGAGAGAGAACUUUUGUCUUGGUUGAGGAGACCGACCAACUGGAGAGUAGCAAGCAAGACCUCCUGGACGAGAUCGACCAACUUGAAGAACAAAAAUCCCAACUCCUCGCUGUUCUCACCGAGCACGAUCACAGUGGGCAAUGUCAUAGACAUGCACAGGCCGAGGAACUCCACAUUGACCCCUGACGUCUUCCACAUUGAUCCCAUGACGUCAUCCAGAACAUCGUUGUGGAGACAUUUGAACUUUUUAUCGACGUCGUCACAUGAGAGAGGAUGGCGAUUUAUAUCGAAGUUGAUCGAAAUACGACAGAAACGACGAAGAACCUGACUCCAUGAUGAUUGCUCGAGAUCACUGUGACUAUUCUUACUUGUAAUUAUGAUCAUAGGCGUAGGGGGUGGGGUGGCUAGGGUGCUGCAUCC
Messenger RNA from Strongylocentrotus purpuratus (purple sea urchin), 1175 nucleotides. RefSeq names its product proto-oncogene c-Fos. The transcript has 4 exons. Lineage: Eukaryota; Metazoa; Echinodermata; Echinoidea; Camarodonta; Strongylocentrotidae. Gene Ontology annotation, biological process: regulation of transcription by RNA polymerase II. The record is from RefSeq and is a predicted model, not a curated record. Gene Ontology annotation, molecular function: RNA polymerase II cis-regulatory region sequence-specific DNA binding; DNA-binding transcription factor activity, RNA polymerase II-specific. The coding region runs from base 408 to 941 and encodes 177 amino acids. Gene Ontology annotation, cellular component: nucleus.